Molecule: messenger RNA, 2472 nt
Organism: Adineta ricciae
Lineage: Eukaryota; Metazoa; Rotifera; Eurotatoria; Adinetida; Adinetidae
Source: the annotation of a GenBank genome assembly
AUGGUUUUUAUGGAUAGCUCAGAACUAACUACAUCCAUCAAAAGUGCUGUUCGUCAUCUAAAACAGCUUGGUGGAUCAUUUCAAACAAAUACGUUUACAGAAAAUGACUUAAAUAAUAUUGAUUCAGUUGCUGAAACUCUCAUGAUAUUGGAAAAAGAAAUAUUAAAACUAUAUAGUGAAUAUGAGACCGAAUCAAUCGAUUCUAGUCGACUUCGUCACCGAUUGAAGCUGUUACCGGUCACAAUUAAGAAUGAGAUCCAAGAGGCAAUUAAAAUGGCACGAGUAUCGAAUUUGAGUGUUAUUCAACAAUUACAAAAUGAACUUGAUAAGUAUCUUCAACAAGUACGAGAUUGUACUGAACAGGAUAAAAACUAUCUCAAAGCUAUACAAGAUUUGCAAGCAGAGAAGAAAAGAUUACAAGAUCAAUAUAAUGCAACAAUCAAUGAAGUGAACGAGCGUUUAUCGCAAAAAGCUGCAUUACAAAUCAAAUUGAACGAAACUAGAGAUGCUGUUAGAGAAACAAACAAACACACAUUCGAUUUAGAAGAAGACAUUAUGGCAUUAAAAGAACGCAUUAUGCAAGAAAGAAACGAUGCUCGAAAAGAGAAAGCGCGUCUUGAGGGAGAAAUUGCCACGACUACUAAACAAUUCGAAGAACAAGAUCAUGCAAAUCAAGUCCUGAAAAGAGAUGUAGAUCUCGCAACCAAUAAGCUAGCCGAGAGUGAAAUGCAACUGCGUACUGUGUAUAGAGAACGCGAACGGUUUGAAAAUGAACGUGAUGAAUUGCAACAGCACGUCGCAGAACAAACUGAACUAUUCGAAAUGGAACAACAAGAACAUGAUCGACUAUUACGCGAACAACUUGAAUUAACUGAAGCAGCUGCCAUAGCUUUACUUGAUUAUCAAGCCAAAAAGGCCGAUUUCGAGCGUCGAGCUAAAGCUGCUCAUGAAGGCAGCAGUAAAGAAACAGAAAAUUUGAAAGUUUUGAAAAAGAAACAUGAUGAUCUUCUCAAAGAAGUUGAAGAACGCACUGCACUGAUGAAAAGUUUAGAAAAUUCAAUUGAAGCGAUUGGCAGAGAGUUAGAAGAAAUCAAGAAAUCCAUUGCCGAAAAACUUGAACAAACAUCCAAAUUGAACAUGGAAAAUGCUGAGGCGACGAAAGAACUUGAAGCUAUGAGGCAAGCGCAUUACAUGAUGCUCGACUCGCUAAAAAUUCAAAUGGAAACACUAGAUAAAGAACUGCAAACUAUUCGGAACACCCGAGUUGCGAAACAGAAGGAACGUGAAGCAUUGUUGAAAUCAAUCGAAAAGGCCAAAUUAACAGUGAAAGAUAACGAGAUCAAACAUAACCGAUUUGUGACUCAAACAACGGCGAAAAUCAAAGAUCUCACUGAACGAAAAGCCAUCUUGGAACAAACUGCUCAAGAAGAUCAGAUACGCUUAACACAACUACAAGAACAAAUUUCCUCUUUGAAAGAAGAAUAUCAGCAAAUGAAGACACGUUUAGAAAAAGAAAUCAAGUUUCUCGAAGAAGAUACAGUUCAAUUGUUGAUUUCCAUCGAUACAAAUCGAGAGAAAAUCAUCGAUAACACUCCCGAAUAUGAACGCUUGCUAGUCGAACACGAAAAAGUGAGCGCCGCGUACGAAGCUGCUAAAGAAUUGAUGAUCGAAACAAAACGUAAAAAGCAAGAUGUACUGGAUAAAAUCGCUCAAGUUGAACGCGAGAUACGUGAGAAGAUCAAGUCGCGUGACAUUGCCAUCGUCGCUGUCAAAGAAUGUCAACGUGAAACACAAGAACAAAUGCAAAAAACGCAUGAAGAAGUUUUAAAACUCGAAGAAGAUAUUUAUGAUAAAGGUUGUCGAUUGGAAACACUAGAAGCUGAAAAUGAACGAUUUCGAAGAACGAUUGAGUAUUUAAAAUCUCAAAUUGAUUUAUUCAAUCGAUUUACCAAUCAUUCCAGUGCUGAUUUACAAAGUAUCGAUUCCAGUAAUUUCGAUCUACUCGGAGUUCUAAAAAUCGGUUGGAACAAAGAUCGACAAAUUGAAAAUACAGCUGCACAAAAAGAUUUGGAAUACAUCGAUAUUCUAACCGCUUUACUCAAGCAAACAGAAAAACGUAAAGUCAAAGUCGGUUCGGUCGUUACCCGUCUCAUCGGAGAACUGCAACAAUUGAAGUAUUACCUCGAAGGAAUGUCCAAUCCAGCAACACCAAUGCGUCCAUUACAAAUGACAUCACUGAGUCAACAGAGUCGAACAGGCCGAAAUGCGUCCAACGAACGCGAACGAUCGUCAGUGAAGUCACCUUUGUCACAAUCUGAUCCGUCAAAAUCAAGACGAAGAUCGCCUUCCGGUUCACGAGGUGAUCGAUCUGCACGAUCGCCAACGCAGACGCAUGACGAUACCCAACGACGUCCUCCUAAUUCACCUGAAAUUUACCCGCCAAGACCAAGCAGUAGCAGAAAAAAGCCGUGA